AUGCCAAUUCAAAUCCGUGAGGUACGGCCGUCAGAUCUGCCCGCUCGCGAACGUAUCUUCCGCGGCGCCUUCUCUGCCGGCCUACGCCCUCACAUCUUUCCCAAUGGCCAGACCGAAGCAGAUCUCAUCCAUAGUUUCACCGAGAAUCUCGAAGGCCUGAAGACCAAAAUGAGCACUUCGGACGACCAACCAGGUCAACGCUGUUUCGUAGCUUUCGAUACCGAUACUCCUGCCGAUGCUUCUGACCUUGUGUUUCCAGAGGCUUGGGAACACAAGGCAGAGGUUGCGUUGAGUGAAGAGGAAAAGAAGAAUGCCAAAAAGGUGGUGGGAAUAGCCAUCUGGGUUCUUCAGCCGGUUGCUCGCACGCAAGAGCAGUAUGACAAGGAGGCUGCUGAGAAAGGACCAAACACUCAUUCUCCCUCUGCUAAUGGUGCUCUACUGGAUGCAAUGGACGCCGCAAUGACUGCCAGCAAGAAGAAAUAUCUCGGUCUGGAGCCAUACCUGUAUCUCAGGAUUUUGGCUAUCGAUCCUGCGUACCAGCGUAGGGGUGUUGGAUCUUUGCUAUUGGACCAAGGGAUGGAGAUUGCGGAUCGUUGUGGUAUUCAAUCAUACCUGGAAGCUACAAAGGUGGGAAGACCGCUGUAUGCAAAGUAUGGGUACGAGGAUAGGGAGAACAUGGACUUCGAUGUUGUCAAGUACGCACCGACUGCGAAGGAUGACCCGCCGCAUCAGUUUAUGGUCAUGAUUCGACCUGUUGGAGGAAAGAAGUCUGAUGGAAGGGCAUAG
Aureobasidium namibiae CBS 147.97 is the source of this 786-nucleotide messenger RNA. RefSeq names its product acyl-CoA N-acyltransferase. The record is from RefSeq and is a predicted model, not a curated record. The transcript has a single exon. NCBI's taxonomy places the organism in Eukaryota, Fungi, Ascomycota, Dothideomycetes, Dothideales, Saccotheciaceae. Bases 1 to 786 code for a protein of 261 amino acids. Gene Ontology annotation, molecular function: acyltransferase activity, transferring groups other than amino-acyl groups.